Helicoverpa armigera (cotton bollworm) is the source of this 1815-nucleotide messenger RNA. RefSeq lists its product as uncharacterized. Bases 244 to 927 code for a protein of 227 amino acids. The record is from RefSeq and is a predicted model, not a curated record. The transcript is spliced from 5 exons. Lineage: Eukaryota; Metazoa; Arthropoda; Insecta; Lepidoptera; Noctuidae.
AACCUACAUCUAGUUUACAGUGUGAACACGAUCUUAUAAGUCCGGGUACACACGCGGGUGCAUUGACACCUUUUUGAAAUGACAGCAUUGAUACGCAGUGGGCACGCGUGAACUGACUACUCGCGAUCUGAUUGGCUGUUGAAAAUUAAAAAGUUUAUCCCGAAAUUAUGCAGUGAGUAAAGUGGUAUGGUGUUAAAAGGAGGCUUAACUGAAUAGUGCUACUUACGAGGAGCAAAAAAAGAAAUGAUGACUUCGUUAAGUAGAAUGACGCCUUCAAAAUUGUGUGGCAACUUUGUUAUCGCUGUGUUGCUGUUGGGCAUAGCAGUAUCUGGUGAUGAUGAAGAAGAGCAUAAAGCCAUGGUGAUGAAGCGGCAGAUCAACAGCUUGCCUCUGGUUUAUCCUCAGGGAGGUACUUAUAAGCUGAUCAUCGGCCUCUCAGCACCAAUCAAAGCAGAGGACUACAUAAGCCUGGCCUUCGCAGCCAACUUCCAGUACCAAUACGUGCAAUUCACCAACAUUACCCAGCUAUCCCAGUAUUACUUCAUCAAGACGGUGUCUAGAGAGCAGAGGGAGGCAGAAAUAGCAGCCAGGAGAGAUGAACGGCUGACGUUUUAUACGGCUGUCGCUGAUAUGAUGAAGGCAAAAGGCAUGAAUGGUGACGAGUGCGUGUUUCGAGCAAUUUGUGAAGCUGCACAGUACCCAGUGGAAGAAGAGGGAUUGGUGGGAGAAUUACUUCAUAUUUUGCUGACGCCAGACUACGGCAAGACCCCUUUUGAUGAGAAAGACGAUGAUUUACUAUACCUGAUGGGUUCCUACUAUGAUGCGGCCACGGCUGGGAGGCAGAUGUUCAACUGUGCUUCUAUCUACUCCGGCUGCCCUGAGGGUCAGGGCCUCAUGGAGAUGUUCAGCAUAUUGAGAGACGAAUGAUAAAGAAAACGGUGCUUCUAACAAAUGGUUAUAAAGAAAAAGACAAAGUUGUGCAACAAAGACAUAGUAUAUUGUAUUGUGACCUACUUAUUUAUCGGAAUAACCAAAAGAAAUUAAAGUAUAUAAUCAAAUUAUUUAGGUGCAUAAGUAUGUCAUUCUCUACAUGACAUCAGUACCCAGUAAAUAUGUUGAAUAGACAUAAUUACUCUUAGAGCAAAGAAUGUCAUAACACAAAGUGGAUAAGAAACAUGGUCCCCAUUUUUCAUCAGUAUACUCCCUUCAAAAUUGUUACAAUUCAUCCACCACGUACCCAACAAAUGCACAAAGCUCAACCUCUAAAACAGGGCUCAAAGCCCCAAUCUUUAAACUAGCCAUUUACUAUCUCGAAACCGCGGUCCAAAAGACUGAAAAUGUGGCUCAAAAGAAAUGUCGGGACGAGUAAUCCCGUGCAGUCCUGGUUAUAAAGUGUCUUGAGCAAAGCCCGGCUGUUUGCCCGGACCGCUCCUUGCGACAAAUUAAGUAAAUCUCAUAUAUGCUACUGGUCACGUAAAGACGAUCUUUUCCUUACAAUAUUUACAUUGACUUAGUGGCUUGUCAACUAUUGGUUCUCGAUUGUGAUGGUUUGAGUUCUGUUUGGGUUAUGUUGUCGCAUUUAGGAUCAUUAAUUCGGUUUUGGGUUUUUGAUACUUUGGUCUAUUUGAAAGACUUUUGUGUAAGUCAUUUAGUUUUAGUUUUUCUAAUAGUAACUUGUAAUGCUCAAUAGUUUGUUGGUACUAUAGCGACAACAUAAAUAAGCAGAAACAGGAUUGUCUUAACUUUAAAGAACACAAUAACAAAGGUAUAUAACUCACAAUAUUUGCAUUUUUUUCUUAUUUUUGUUGUUUCAUU